Messenger RNA from Ostertagia ostertagi, 630 nucleotides. The record is from the annotation of a GenBank genome assembly. Lineage: Eukaryota; Metazoa; Nematoda; Chromadorea; Rhabditida; Trichostrongylidae.
AUGAAGGAGGAACUAAUGUGUGAAACUAUUAGAUGCUGUGGCCUUCUCGACUUCUCGUGCACUUCACCGAAGCAACGCAGGUCACGCCCAAAGCUCAUCCGGACUACAAUGGCCUCAGAAUCGAACACAGCCGAGCCUUAUCAGCUUGCAUUGGACAAUCCGUCGGUGACACUGCUCGGCUUCAUGUCGCAACGGUACGGUCUGACGAAGCCGGUCUGGCAGAAUACGAAUUUCGUGGUGUUCGAGGAGCUCUUCAAAUCAGUCACGCCCAACGGUUCCGGUAGAUUGAACAUCCACCGGAAGGUUGGGGUCGACCUCAGACACCUCGUCGAAUUGGCGCCGGUGCCACUGAAACUCGCUGGCUUGGAUCACGCCAUCAGUGGACAUUCUGCAAAGACACGAGAGGGUGCCUCGGCAAAGGGUCGCGAACGACAUUCAAGCGAGAGAACAGCGCAGAGGAAACGCGAGGCGAGCAAUAAUUCCACACUGGGGCCAAGUCAUGUGGUCGAAGUUCCGAAGGCGCGGCCCGACCGCCCAGUCUUCCACUCUUCUCAUCGCCGGUCGUCGUUGAUCCUGCUUCGUUCUCGGGCUACUUGGGAUUUAUGUGCUUUAGCUCUGAUUUCUCAAUGA